Messenger RNA from Linum trigynum, 891 nucleotides. The record is from the annotation of a GenBank genome assembly. NCBI's taxonomy places the organism in Eukaryota, Viridiplantae, Streptophyta, Magnoliopsida, Malpighiales, Linaceae.
AACCACCACCAAAUCAUAUCCUUACUGCAAACAAAGCUACAAAAAAAAAAAAAAAAAAAAAAAAAAAAACAAAGCCAAAUCGCACUAGUUCAUUCUUUUUCCACCCCGAUCGACAUCCAUCUUGAUAAUGUAUACACACCAGCAGCAGUACCACCACCACCACGAGUCAUGGAGGCAGUCGGCGUACUACGGCGGAGGAGGAGGGGGAGGGCGGAGGUACCACGUGGCGGCCGCGGAGCCGGUGGAGAGGCUGGUGGCGAGGCUGGCGGCGGAGAGUGCGGUGGUGGUAUUUAGCGUCUCCAGCUGCUGCAUGUGCCACGCUGUCAAGCGGCUGCUCUGCGGGCUGGGAGUGGGGCCCACGGUCAUCGAGCUGGACCACGACCCACGUGGCAAGGAGAUGGAGCGCGCCUUGCUCCGCCUCCAGCUCAACAACAACAACAUCUCCAGCUCCUCGUCCGGCGCCGUCCCCGUGGUCUUCAUCGGCGGGAAGCUGGUCGGAGCGAUGGACCGGGUUAUGGCUUCACACAUUAACGGCACCCUCGUCCCGCUUCUCAAGGAAGCCGGCGCUCUCUGGCUCUAGCUAGUACUUGAUUGAUGUCAUAAUAUAUAUAUAUAUAUAUAUAAUGUUGCUAUGUCCUUGUAUUAUUAUUAUUUUGUACUUGUUAUUGAGGAUGUCAUGUUAUAUAUAAGAGUUUAUGUUCUCUCGAAGUCUAAUACCUCAUUUCAUGAUAAGAAAAUCAGAGAGAGUAAUGUACUAAAAUGGAAAACACUACAAAAAUUCACUAGGGAUAACUUUUACAUAGAAACUCAACACAUGAGACAAAUGUUCCUCUCCGAUCGAUACCUAUUUGGUUCGAUGAAUGUCAAGCUAAAUAACUGGCACAUUUGCGU